Onthophagus taurus is the source of this 864-nucleotide messenger RNA. NCBI's taxonomy places the organism in Eukaryota, Metazoa, Arthropoda, Insecta, Coleoptera, Scarabaeidae. The record is from RefSeq and is a predicted model, not a curated record.
CUAUAAUCGUGUUUCAACAGCAGGGGGUCAAAAGAACGAAAUAUUGAUCUUAAUUUAAGAUAGAAUCUUUAUCUUGAAAAAUAAUUACUUAGGUAGGAAUUACAAUAUAUUAUUUCUACAAUGUAUGCAUAAAAUAGUAAUUGAAACAGAUUGAGUAAAUUUAAAAAAAAGUUUGCAUCAAAUAAGGAGAAUAUGAAUUUUACUCAAAACUGUUUUCUUUUUCUUGCGGGUAUAAAAACAAGUUGCGAACUGAACGAGUUUUGCAGUAUAACAGCGACUCUGCUAAAAUGAAGACCUUCUUGAAAAUCCUGGCGCUUAACUUUUUAUUUAAUAAAAUACAAGCUUAUAACGCCUUACCCGGCGAUGAAACUUGCGAAACAUUAAAUUCGGAAAUAAACAUUGUAAAAGAGGAAUAUGAUGAAUUAGGAAGACUUGUAAGGAGUUGUAGCGCUGAAAUUGGAGUAAAUAAAUGUGAAGGAUCUUGUAAUAGUCAAGUUCAGCCAUCUGUGAUAACACCAACAGGAUUUUUAAAGGAGUGUUACUGCUGCCGUGAAAGUUUCCUUCGUGAAAAAGUAAUAACAUUAACUCAUUGUUAUAACCCAGAUGGAUUAAGAAUUAUGGAUCAAGAACUUCAAACGAUGAACGUUAAAUUAAGAGAACCGGCAGAUUGUAAAUGUUAUAAAUGUGGUGAUUUUACUCGAUAAGUUGUAGUCGAAAAAAGUACAAAAAUAAUCAUAAAAAAACAAAUUUUAAAAUGAAAUUUUAUCUUGUUUCGUGUUGGUGUCUAACUUAAAAAAACUAAAAUGUUCUUAAUUUAUUUUUAAUUUUAAAUAAAAACCAGCCCAGAACUAAAUUCAAAAUGCU